AUGUUGAACUCAGCGUCACUGUUGACGGUCUCCCUGCUGGCUCAGGCUACUGCAGCAGAGACGGUGCUGGGAGCCUACAUCUUCUCUCGCCAUGGAGACCGGACGUCCAAGUCGACUCCUCCCACUGUCCUGACUGACCUGGGAUACAGCCAGGUCUACUCGUCUGGCAGAUACUACCGUGACCGAUACAUCUCUUCCUCGUCUUCUUCGCAGGUGCUAGGUAUCAGCCCAAACAUCAUCUCUCCUGGCGAGAUCACGGCCUCGGCUCCCCAGGACGAGGUCCUCCAAAAGUCAGCCCUCGCCUUCUUCCAGGGCCUCUACCCGCCAGCCGGCAAGGAAGCAAAGACGACUCUGCGUAAUGGCACCGUCGUCGAGGCUCCAAUGGAUGGAUACCAGCUCAUUGCCAUAGAGCAGGUCAAGUCUGGCUCCAACAGUGAGAACGUCGCCUGGCUGCAGAGCGCCAGUGCAUGCCAUAACGCAAAAGUCAGCAGCAACAACUACUUCGCUUCCAAGGAGUACAAAGACCUGUCCAAGUCGACUGAGAGCUUCUACAAGGACCUCACUCCGCUGGUGAAAGACAGUAUUCCUGCAGACAAAGUCAGCUUCAAGAAUGCAUAUACCGUUUUCGACCUGCUCAACGUUGCCUCCAUCCACAACUCAUCAGACUCCUUCCCAUCUCUGCCAGGCAAUGUUUAUGUUCAGCUACAGUCCCUGGCUAAUGUCCAUGAGUACGGUUUGGCAUACAAUGCCUCGGAGCCCAUCCGUGCUGUUAGCGGAGCCCUCUUGGCCGGCGAAGUGCUCAACUCCUUCAUGGACACCAUCAAAUCGCACCAGACCAAGCCAAAGGUUAACGUCCAGUUCGGAGCAUAUGCUACUUUCUUAUCCUUCUUUGGCUUGACCAAGCUCCCCGCUGCCAACAAUGACUUUAACGGUAUACCAGAUUAUGCCUCCACCAUGGCCUUUGAACUUGUCACCAACGCCAGAAUUUCUCCUGACUCCUUCCCGGCUGAAUCUGACAUUAGUGUCCGCUUCCUCUUCCACAACGGAACCACCAUCCCUGGCACAUCUAAUACCGAGCCAACCGUCUAUCCUCUCUUCGGCCAGGAGAAGACUCUCCUCCCUUGGUCCGACUUUGUCUCGUACAUGAAGGAGAUUGCCAUCACCUCUCAGGAUCAAUGGUGCCAGGCCUGUGGUAGCGCAAGUGAAGGCUGCUCCAGCGGUUCCUCAUCUGGCCCUUCUGCCUCGUCCAACAACGACAGUGGCAUCUCCAAGCCCGUGGCUGGCGUUAUCGGUGCUUUGGUUACGCUCUCAGUUAUCCUCGGCGUGCAGGCCCUUGUCUUCUUUGUUGGCGGGUUCACUAUCGCACGCAAGAAUAAACGGGUAGAUAGUGCCGGCGAAAUGUCCAAAGGGUCCGUUUGA
Molecule: messenger RNA, 1419 nt
Organism: Nannizzia gypsea CBS 118893
Lineage: Eukaryota; Fungi; Ascomycota; Eurotiomycetes; Onygenales; Arthrodermataceae
Exons: 1
Coding region: 1-1419 (472 amino acids)
Biological process (GO): dephosphorylation
Molecular function (GO): phosphatase activity
Source: RefSeq, a predicted model, not a curated record